AUGUCUGAUCGUGAAAUUUUAUUUCAUGAAAAUUUAAUGAAAUGCCGUUCUUCAACAGUUAAUACUCGUCAUGCCCAUUUAAAAAAGUUGCAAAGUAUGAAUAUUGAUAUUAAUAAUUUAAAUAAUGACAAUAUUGUCGACAUUUUAAGGCAAUUACAAACAACUUCGAAUAAAAAUGGCCGAAAAUUAACUCCUAGUUAUAUGAAUAUCAUAUAUUCCACAUUACGUAGAUGGAAUCCUUCAUUAACUGUUAAAAUUAGUAAGCUUGGUUUCUCACGACGGGGUCGUUUGGUUAUAGAUAAUCCAAUGAACAAUAUUGAAAUAAUUGGUUUAAAAGAGUUGAUAAUCACUAUCUUUAGAUAUGCAGUGACAUUUAAAGCGGUUAAUUACCUUAGAGUACCAUCUCGAGCUACUAUUGAUACUGCUAUAGCUAUGAUAUUGAUCCUCAUAACAAAUUUGAGUUUUAAUCAACUGGUUAAACUACGUGUUCGUGACUUGAAAACAAUUGCACAUGACAAUUCUAUUUCUAUAACUAUAAAAUCAGGAAAUUCUGCAGUUAAAGUAAAAAAAAUGGCAAACUUAUACAACCCACUGUUCAUUUGUGUCGUUAACAUGGUAUUAAGCCGCGAAGAGUUCAUGAAACGAAAUUUUAUUAAUAAUGUUGAUGUUAAAUAUAAUCGUGUCAAUAUUUAUGAUUACAAUGAUGAAGAUGAAGAUUAUUGCGAUAUCCUUUUACGUGAAUGCUGGAUCUCUUCACGUUAUAAUUAUCCGUAA
Cotesia congregata is the source of this 774-nucleotide messenger RNA. The record is from the annotation of a GenBank genome assembly. Lineage: Eukaryota; Metazoa; Arthropoda; Insecta; Hymenoptera; Braconidae.